This is a messenger RNA of Vidua chalybeata, 1273 nucleotides long. It is a transcript of the gene PSMA4, whose product is annotated as proteasome 20S subunit alpha 4. Bases 238 to 1023 code for a protein of 261 amino acids. Gene Ontology annotation, biological process: ubiquitin-dependent protein catabolic process. Gene Ontology annotation, cellular component: proteasome core complex, alpha-subunit complex; cytosol; proteasome core complex. Lineage: Eukaryota; Metazoa; Chordata; Aves; Passeriformes; Viduidae. The transcript is spliced from 9 exons. The record is from RefSeq and is a predicted model, not a curated record.
CGGCGCUGAAGGUUCGGGCGCGGCCGCAGCGCCCGGUUCUUGCCCGCCGGCCGGGCUUCGCCGCCCCCCGCCCGGCCCAGCGGUUGCCUCCGGCCCGCCGCCCGGUGCCGGUUCCCGGCGUUCCCGGGGUUCCCGGUUCACGUGCCCCGUGCUCUCUUGCAGGCCCGGUGCCGGUUCCCGUGCCCUGUGCUCUCCCGCCGGCGCGCUGCCCUCCGCCCGCGGCGCGGCCCCGGCACCAUGUCUCGAAGAUAUGACUCCAGAACUACCAUAUUUUCUCCGGAAGGUCGCCUGUACCAAGUUGAGUAUGCCAUGGAGGCCAUCGGGCACGCAGGCACCUGCCUGGGAAUUCUAGCAAACGAUGGAGUUCUGCUGGCAGCAGAGCGGCGCAACAUUCACAAGCUUCUCGAUGAAGUGUUCUUCUCAGAGAAAAUAUACAAGCUUAAUGAGGAUAUGGCGUGCAGCGUUGCAGGAAUAACCUCAGAUGCCAAUGUUCUCACAAAUGAGCUGAGACUGAUUGCACAGAGGUAUUUGUUACAGUAUCAAGAGCCCAUUCCUUGUGAACAACUAGUAACAGCACUGUGUGAUAUCAAGCAGGCUUAUACACAGUUUGGAGGAAAACGUCCUUUUGGUGUUUCAUUGCUCUAUAUUGGCUGGGAUAAGCAUUAUGGAUUUCAGCUGUAUCAAAGUGAUCCUAGUGGAAAUUAUGGAGGGUGGAAAGCCACAUGCAUUGGGAAUAAUAGUGCUGCAGCUGUGUCAAUGCUGAAGCAGGACUACAAGGAAGGGGAAAUGACCUUAAAGACUGCCCUGGCAUUGGCCAUUAAGGUUCUAAACAAGACCAUGGAUGUCAGUAAGCUCUCUGCUGAGAAAGUUGAAAUUGCAACACUGACAAGAGAGAACGGAAAGACAGUAAUAAGGGUUCUGAAGCAAAAGGAGGUGGAACAAUUGAUAAAACAACAUGAGGAGGAGGAAGCAAAAGCUGAACGUGAAAAGAAGGAGAAAGAACAAAAAGAGAAGGAUAAAUAGAAUAUGAAAUCAAGUGUUCUCUAGAUAAUAAAGGACCUGCUUCAGCAAAAGAUAAUCUGGAUUUCUGUGCUGUAGAAGCCUACAGCUAUGCCAUGGAGGACCCAGAAGUACUUUUGAUGAACCAGGCCCUUAGUCAUCAUUUAGAUAAUUAGUUUACUGCUCCUUACAUUGACCAAUAAUUGCUUUAAUUCUUGAACACUCUUUCUUUCAUCUUCUAUUUUUUAUUAUGGAAUAAAAUUUAAGAAGAAUA